Messenger RNA from Poecilia reticulata (guppy), 1648 nucleotides. RefSeq lists its product as uncharacterized. NCBI's taxonomy places the organism in Eukaryota, Metazoa, Chordata, Actinopteri, Cyprinodontiformes, Poeciliidae. The record is from RefSeq and is a predicted model, not a curated record. Gene Ontology annotation, biological process: response to bacterium.
UCCACCACGAACCACAAACAAGUCUCACUCAAUCAGGAUGAUGCACAUGUGGAUUUUUUUGAUUUUUCUUGAUCAAGGAGAUUCACUGUUUUCAGUGACCACAGGUCAGCUAGGUGAACCUGUGACCUUUACUUGUUGGCUUUCUAAUUCGGACUACAGUAACACUCGAGUAAAGUGGUACAAACAGAGUAAUGGAGAUACUCUAAGACUGAUAACAACCCUGAUGAAGGCAACGACCCACCCAUUAUUUGAGCCAGGGUUUUCUCCCUCACGGUUUGCUGCAAACUAUACCACAUCCACGAGCACGUUGACUAUCCUCAAACUUUUUAAAGAAGAUGAAGCUCUGUAUCACUGUGCAGUUUCUACCUGGAAUACAGAUGAGUGGUCCGGGACUUAUUUGUCUUUGAAAGACGUAAAUACAAGAUCAUUAAACUACAGUGUUGUUCAGUGGCCAACAGUAUCUGCCCCACUUCAGCCUGGAGGCUCUGUUACCCUCCAGUGUUCAGUCCUACCUCGUUCCCAGACUGGAUCCUGUUCAAGUGAACGCAGGGUGUCCUGGUUUGGAGUCAGAAAAGACACUUUCCUCGGAAGCAUCAUCUACACAGAUCAAAAUGCAUCUUACAGCUGUGACAAGAACCCUGACGCAUCAUCAAAUUCAAAAAGUUGUGUUUAUUACUUCUCAAAGAACGUCAGCUCUGAUGAUAGUGGGACUUACUACUGUGCACUGGCCGUGUGUGGGGAGAUUAUAUUUGGAAAUGGAACCAAACUUGAAAUUGAAGUCAAAGAUGGCUGCAGAUGGCCAAAUCAUGGGCUGCUUCUGACGUGUUCUCUUGUGGCUGUAAGUGGGCUUGCCAUUGUUAUUACCAUCAUCAGGACAAAAGGGGAUUUCUGGAACGUUGAUAAUUGUCCACAAGGAAAGGUUGAAAAGCAGAAACUAAAGAAAGAAGAGGACACACUGAUUUACUCUACUGUCGUCUUUAGUAUAAUAAAAAAUACAAGUCAAGAAGGAAAAGAUGCAAAAGCAGUAAAGAGGGAGAAGAUCUAUGGUGCUCUAAAACCAUUCGGAGUGGAAUAACAAGUCAAUGCCUGAAGCUCUUUUAAAUCACCAUGAACCACAACCAGGAGGCCCAAUACAGCCCUACUAUCUCUCGUGACCACUAAUACCACUAACUUUCAGUGCUGACUUUUGUAUGUUUGUUUUUUAAAAAUAUUUUUCUGGCAGUAGUGGCCUUUAUUUCACAGUAAUUUGACAGAACAGGGGAAAGGACGACGACCGCAUCAAUGUCUGCAGCCUCUGAAUGUGGGGAGCCCAAUAUAGCAAUAGCGCCACGUAAUGAAAUUUUAAAUCAAAACACUUAAAUACACAUUGUACUAGUCUGAUCAAAAUACUGAUUUGUGAGCAGAGUUAGUUUUUGAAAUCAAGGCAGUCUCAAACUGAAUAUUUUAAAAGAUCCGUUCUUAUAAAACUGAUGGAGGAGGAUGUGCCAAGUGUGAAAGUAGCAAGUAAAUGUAUCAUAUUAUAGCUCUGUUUCCUGUUUUGUCUUCCUGUUUUUUUUCUUCUUCAGAUUUAGUAAAGUGAAACCAUAAAGAAGAAAGCUUCUGCUCCAUGUGUGUCAUUAAAGUGUUAAAAUAAAAUGUUAUCAAAGUU